AUGCCAUUAAAAGGAAUUAAGGUUUUAGAAUUAGCUGGCUUAGCUCCAUCUCCUUUUUGUGGAGCAAUAUUAGCUGAUUUUGGUGCUUCAGUUAUUAGAAUCGAUAAAAUCUCUUCAUCUUCUACAGCAGAUUGUUUAAGUAAUGGUAAAAAGUCACUUGCAUUGAAUCUUAAAGAUGAGGAAGGGAAAAAUAUAUUUAAAAAACUUUCUUCAAAUGCUGAUGUUUUACUCGAGCCAUUUAGAAAGGGAGUUAUGGAAAGUCUUGAAUUAGGUCCAGAAAAUUUGAUGAAAUCAAAUCCUCGUUUGAUUUAUGCUAGAUUGAGUGGUUUCGGACAGUAUGGUUUAUACUCAUCAAGAGCAGGCCAUGACAUUAAUUUUUUAAGUGUAUCUGGGGUUUUGUCAUUUUUGGGUAGAUAUAAUGAAAAACCCACACCUCCAGUUAAUUUACUCGCAGAUUUCGGUGGGGGAGGAUUAUUAUGUGCAUUGGGAAUAGUUUUAGCAUUAUUUGAGAGAACAAAAUCAAAUAAAGGGCAAAUUAUUGAUUGUUCCAUGGUAGAAGGUGUUGCUUAUUUAAGCAGUUGGCUUUUUAGGAGUCAAAAGCUGCCAAUUUGGGGAAAUGAAAGAGGUUUAAAUAUAUUAGAUACUGGUUCGCAUUUUUAUGAUACUUAUGAAACGAAAGAUGGAAAGUUUUUAGCAGUUGGUGCUUUAGAAACUCAGUUUUAUAAAAUUUUAACAGACCAUUUAAAAUCGAAUGAUUUAAGUGACCAGUGGUCGGAUUUCUCUAAGAAGAAAAAAAUCAUUACAGAUAUAUUUAAAACGAAAAAUAGAGAUGAAUGGUGUGAAAUAUUUGACAAUGUCGAUGCCUGUGUUACUCCAGUUUUGGACAAAACUGAAGUUGGUGAUCAUGUUCAUAAUAAAGAAAGAGAAUCAUUUACCAGAUUAACAGAUGGUACAAUGAUUCCCAAUCCCGCGCCAAAAUUAAGCAGAACACCUGGAGUAACAAAAGCAAAAGUUUCUCACGUAGAAAAUGGUUUUAAUUCAGAGGAAAUUUUAUUAGAACUUGGUUAUAAUAAGGAGGAAAUUAAAGAAUUGGAUUUAAAUGGCGUUAUUAAAAUUAUAACAAGUUCUAAACUUUAG
Messenger RNA from Pediculus humanus corporis (human body louse), 1137 nucleotides. Its product is annotated as alpha-methylacyl-CoA racemase, putative. Gene Ontology annotation, molecular function: alpha-methylacyl-CoA racemase activity. Lineage: Eukaryota; Metazoa; Arthropoda; Insecta; Psocodea; Pediculidae. The record is from RefSeq and is a predicted model, not a curated record. The transcript is spliced from 2 exons. Gene Ontology annotation, cellular component: mitochondrion. The coding region runs from base 1 to 1137 and encodes 378 amino acids. Gene Ontology annotation, biological process: bile acid metabolic process.